AAAAUCCAGUCUGAAGGCACUUUAAAAAUUUUCGAAAAAUGAACCUAUAACCAGAAAUGUCAAAUACACUAUAAACAUCAACGAUUUAUCAGAAACAUAUUUCAUACACUACACAGAUCUAUCCAAUGGUUCAAAUCAAUGAAGUAAAGGAGUCUUCUUCUCAAGCUAGAGAAAGUAGAACCGCAGCCCAUACUCAUAUCAAAGGUUUGGGAUUGGAUGAACAUGGGAUUGCAAAGAGAGUUGAAGGAGGAUUUGUUGGUCAAUCUGAUGCCAGAGAAGCUUGUGGGAUUAUAGUUGAUUUAAUUAAAUCCAAGAGAAUGUCAGGUAAGGCCAUUUUAUUGGCUGGUGGGCCAGGUACUGGUAAGACCGCUCUUGCGUUGGCUAUUUCUCAAGAAUUAGGUCCAAAAGUACCGUUUUGUCCUAUUGUUGGAUCUGAAUUAUAUUCUGCUGAAGUUAAAAAAACUGAAGCUUUAAUGGAAAAUUUCAGAAGAGCUAUUGGAUUAAGAAUUAAAGAAACUAAAGAAGUUUAUGAAGGGGAAGUUAUUGAAUUAGCUCCUGAAGAAGCAGAAAAUCCUUUAGGUGGUUAUGGUAAAACCAUUAGUCAUGUUAUAGUAGGAUUAAAAACUGCUAAAGGUACUAAAAAUUUAAGAUUAGAUCCAAGUAUUUAUGAAAGUAUUCAAAAGGAAAGAGUUACUAUUGGAGAUGUGAUUUAUAUUGAAUCAAAUACUGGAUCUGUUAAAAGAGUUGGAAGAUCAGAUGCUUAUGCUACUGAAUUUGAUUUAGAAGCUGAAGAAUAUGUUCCAUUACCAAAAGGAGAAGUUCAUAAAAAGAAAGAAAUUGUUCAAGAUGUUACUUUACAUGAUUUGGAUGUAGCAAAUGCAAGACCUCAAGGUGGUCAAGAUGUCUUAUCAAUGAUGGGUCAAUUAUUAAAACCUAGAAAAACGGAAAUAACUGAUAAAUUAAGAACCGAAGUUAAUAAAGUAGUAGCUAAAUAUAUUGAUCAAGGUGUUGCUGAAUUAAUUCCUGGUGUUUUAUUCAUUGAUGAAGUGAAUAUGUUAGAUAUUGAAAUCUUUACUUAUUUAAAUAAAGCUUUAGAAUCAAAUAUGGCUCCAAUUGUGGUAUUAGCAUCCAAUAGAGGAUUAACCACCAUAAGAGGAACUGAUGAUGAUGAUAUAAAAGCUCCUCAUGGUUGUCCACCUGAUUUAAUCGAUAGAUUAUUAAUUGUCAAAACCUUACCUUAUAAUCAAGAAGAAAUCAAAAUCAUUAUAUCAAAAAGAGCAACUUUAGAAGGUUUAUCCAUAACACCUGAAGCCCUUGAUAUUUUAGCUGAACAUGGUGUAUCAAUUUCUUUACGUUAUGCUUUACAAUUAUUAGCUCCCGCUGGUAUAUUAAGUUCUACUGCUGGUAGAUCUGAAAUCACCAAUGAAGAUAUUGAAGAAUGUGAAUUUUUAUUCUUAGAUUCUCGUAGAUCAAUUAAAGUUUUAGAAGAAGGUAAAGGAUUCCUUUAGAUUAUUUGAUGUAUAGUAUGUUUUAACUACUUUAUUAAUAAA
This is a messenger RNA of Scheffersomyces coipomensis, 1550 nucleotides long. Its product is annotated as RuvB family ATP-dependent DNA helicase pontin. The transcript has a single exon. The record is from RefSeq and is a predicted model, not a curated record. The coding region runs from base 126 to 1508 and encodes 460 amino acids. Gene Ontology annotation, molecular function: DNA helicase activity; ATP binding; ATP hydrolysis activity. NCBI's taxonomy places the organism in Eukaryota, Fungi, Ascomycota, Pichiomycetes, Serinales, Debaryomycetaceae. Gene Ontology annotation, cellular component: Ino80 complex; R2TP complex; NuA4 histone acetyltransferase complex. Gene Ontology annotation, biological process: box C/D snoRNP assembly; chromatin remodeling; regulation of transcription by RNA polymerase II.